AUUUGCAUCCUGCUCCUUGCUAUAAACUAAGCUAAUGGCGUGCGUGAGAGUUACAAUAGAGAUCAGUGGUGAGGAGGAUGGUUUUAUUUGUAACGAUUGCUAGCUCGUGUUAGCCAGUAACAGCAGCGCUGUUUCAUCAUUUUAAAAAGUGAUGUGACAAUUGCUUGUUCCUUUUGGAUCCAGUACAGGCUUUUUCAAAGAAGGCACCAUGGCCAACCUAGAGCAGUGGGUAAAUGACCGUCUGCAUGACAUCCUCGGACUGAGUGACAGAUAUGUGUCUCAAUUCAUGAUUGGCACUGCAAGGAGAUCAUCCACUGCGCAGGAUUUUGUGUAUCGUCUUGAGCAGACUGGCACAAUUGACAUUGACCAAAGCAUUAUUGCCUUUGCACAGGAGCUGUUUGACAAGGUUCCCCGCAAGCAGAUGACUGAGAAACCAUCCCGGAUAAUAGAACAGCAAGCAGUUGAAAUGGAGAGAAAGAAUCGGACAUACACUUUACUGGAGGACAGUGACAGUGACGGAGAUGCUGUGAGUGAGAACCAGAAAGGAAAGCAGAAAAGCCAGGACAAGAAAAGAAGAAACAAGAGGAAGCACAUUCGACAGAAGAAGGAGAGGGAGUCAUCAAGUGAAGAGGAGGUACCUUCAAGGGGUCAUGUAGGACAGGGUGACUGUAGCUCUGUCAAGGAAGAAGAAGAAGAGUGGGAAAAGGAAGAGAGAGAGCGACAGCAGGAUAUUGAAGAGCGAGAUGCAUUUGCCAAGAGAGUGAGGCAGAAAGACAAAGAUAAAACUCGCAAUAUUGCAGAAAGGACGGACAAGAAGGCUUAUGAAGAAGCCCAGAAGAGACUGAAGAUGGCUGAAGAUGAUCAGAGGAAUAUGUUGCCAGAGCUGAGGAAGCGCUCUCGUUGGGAUUACCUGAAAAAGAGAGAAGCAGAGAAGCUGGAAGACCUGGAGGCAGAGAUCAUUGACGAGGAACGCCUCUUCAUAACAGACGACUUGACAGAUAGAGAGAAAAAGGAUUUGGAAUACAAACGCACUCUACGUGACCUGGCUAAGGACUACAAGAAGGCUGGUGCCAAGGAAAUGGAAGAGAGGAAGAACAGAUAUUAUAUGCCAGAAGAGAAAAGAAGCAAGGAGGUGCCCCAGCAGGAUUUGGAGCUGGAUGAAAUUCCCAUGGAGAUGGGAGGGGAACAAGGUCGCUGGGAGGAGGAGAGGCUAAAGACGGCCUCUCUCAGCUUUGGAGCCAAGAAGGAACGAGAGCAAGGUAUGAAGAAACAGCAGGAGAAGUACCAACUGAUCCUGGAGGAGGAUGAGACGAUUGAGUUUGUCAGCACAGCCAUUACCAUGAAGGGAACCUUAACAGAAAAGGAGCAAGAUGCCUCAGCUCUUUCCCAAGCAGAGCUGAAGAAACAGUCCAUGCAGGAGGUCAGGCGCAGCCUGCCCAUUUUCCCAUACAGAGAGGACCUGUUAGCUGCUGUCCGUGAGCACCAGGUCCUCGUCGUUGAAGGGGAAACGGGAUCCGGAAAGACAACUCAGAUCCCACAGUACCUGUUUGAAGAUGGCUACACUAAUGGAGAAAAGAAGAUCGGCUGCACGCAACCUCGGAGAGUGGCAGCGAUGUCUGUGGCAGCCCGUGUGGCACAGGAAAUGAGUGUUAAGCUCGGCAAUGAGGUAGGCUACAGUAUUCGCUUUGAAGACUGCACUUCUGAGAGAACGAUACUCAAGUACAUGACUGAUGGCAUGCUUCGUGAGUUUCUCACUGAGCCUGACUUGGCCAGUUACAGUGUCAUAAUCAUUGAUGAAGCCCAUGAGCGAACGCUCCACACAGACAUCCUGUUUGGCCUGAUCAAGGACAGCAGAUUUAGACCUGACCUGAAGGUGCUGGUGGCCAGUGCUACUCUGGACACGGAACGCUUCUCCUUCUUCUUUGAUGAUGCUCCUGUCUUCAGGAUCCCUGGCCGAAGAUUUCCUGUUGACAUCUACUACACUAAAGCUCCAGAGGCAGACUACCUCGAGGCAUGUGUGGUCUCGGUGCUUCAGAUUCAUGUCACCCAGCCUCCUGGAGAUAUCCUGGUCUUUCUUACAGGACAGGUAACACUUUUAGGAGGAGAUGAGGCAUGUUGUGAGCUGCUGCAGGAGAGAUGCCGGCUUGGAUCUAAGAUUGCAGAAUUAUUAGUGCUGCCCAUUUAUGCCAAUUUGCCAUCCGACAUGCAGACAAAAAUCUUCAACCCCACUCCUCCUGGAGCUCGUAAGGUGGUGGUAGCGACUAAUAUAGCAGAAACCUCACUGACAAUUGAUGGCAUCAUCUACGUUAUUGACCCAGGCUUCUGCAAACAGAAGAGUUACAACGCCCGUACUGGGAUGGAGUCACUAUUGGUCACACCAUGUUCACGGGCUUCAGCCAACCAGAGAGCUGGUCGUGCCGGGAGAGUGGCUGCUGGGAAGUGCUUCAGACUGUACACGGCCUGGGCAUUUAAACAUGAGAUGGAAGAAACCACUGUGCCUGAAAUUCAGAGGACCAAUUUGGGAAAUGUAGUCCUUUUACUCAAGAGUCUGGGCAUCAAUGACCUCGUUCACUUUGACUUCAUGGAUCCUCCUCCUCACGAGACUUUGGUUUUAGCGCUGGAGCAGCUUUAUGCCCUUGGAGCCCUCAACCACUUAGGAGAGCUCACCAAGCUAGGACGCAGGAUGGCUGAGCUCCCGGCGGAUCCCAUGCUGAGCAAAAUGAUGCUCGCCUCUGAGCAGUUCAAGUGUUCAGAAGAAGUGCUUACAAUAGCUGCCAUGCUGUCUGUGAACAAUUCUAUUUUUUACCGACCCAAAGACAAAGUUGUCCAUGCUGACAACGCCCGGAUGAAUUUUGUGGUGCCAGGGGGAGACCAUCUGGUGUUGCUUAAUGUCUACACACAGUGGGUGGAGAGUGGAUACUCGACACAGUGGUGCUAUGAGAACUUUAUCCAGUUUCGUUCCAUGAGAAGAGCCCGGGAUGUCCGGGACCAGCUGGAGGGUCUGAUGGAUCGCAUUGAGGUGGAGGUGGUCAGCUGUCAAGGAGACUGUGUACCAAUUCGCAAGGCCGUGACGGCAGGGUAUUUUUAUCACACAGCACGUCUGAGCAAAGGUGGCUACAAGACAGUGAAACACCAGCAGACAGUCUUUGUCCACCCCAACAGCUCGCUGUUUGAGGCGCAGCCCCGCUGGCUCAUCUACCAUGAGCUGGUCCUUACCACCAAAGAGUACAUGAGACAGGUGAUUGAGAUACAGAGCAGCUGGCUGUUGGAAGUGGCUCCUCACUACUACAAGAGCAAAGAGCUGGAGGACAGCAGCAGCAAGAAGAUGCCCCGCAAGCAGGGCAAAACAAAGGAGGAACUGGGCUGAAGUGAAAACCC
This is a messenger RNA of Thalassophryne amazonica, 3378 nucleotides long. RefSeq names its product DEAH (Asp-Glu-Ala-His) box polypeptide 16 (gene dhx16). The record is from RefSeq and is a predicted model, not a curated record. Gene Ontology annotation, molecular function: RNA binding; ATP binding. Gene Ontology annotation, cellular component: catalytic step 2 spliceosome; intracellular anatomical structure. Lineage: Eukaryota; Metazoa; Chordata; Actinopteri; Batrachoidiformes; Batrachoididae.